This is a messenger RNA of Caenorhabditis bovis, 1491 nucleotides long. The record is from the annotation of a GenBank genome assembly. Lineage: Eukaryota; Metazoa; Nematoda; Chromadorea; Rhabditida; Rhabditidae.
AUGGGGGCUCGAAAUGCGUUGCUGCUGCUCGCGAUUGUGCCAUGCGUUUUGGCGAAUCGCGACGCGAAUCGCCUAUUCGAGGAUCUCAUCGCAGAUUAUAAUAAACUAGUGAGGCCGGUCAGCGAGAACGGCGAGACGCUUGUCGUGACGUUUAAGCUCAAAUUGAGUCAGCUUCUCGAUGUGCACGAGAAAAAUCAAAUUAUGACGACGAAUGUUUGGUUGCAACAUAGCUGGAUGGACUAUAAGCUACGAUGGGACCCGGCGGAUUACGGUGGCGUCGAUGUGCUCUAUGUGCCUUCCGACACGAUUUGGCUUCCCGACGUCGUCUUAUACAACAACGCCGAUGGCAAUUAUCAGGUGACAAUUAUGACAAAGGCGAAACUCACCUAUAAUGGAACUGUCGAAUGGGCGCCGCCGGCGAUUUACAAAAGCAUGUGCCAAAUCGACGUCGAAUUCUUUCCGUUCGAUCGCCAACAAUGCGAGAUGAAGUUCGGCUCGUGGACGUACGGCGGCCUCGAGGUCGACCUUCAACAUCGCGACAAGCACAUGGAGAAGGAGAUUGAGGAGAUCGUCGAGGGCGUCGACGGGCCGACAACAGAAAUCGUGUGGGUCGUCGAUGAGGGAAUUGAUUUAAGCGACUAUUAUCCAAGCGUCGAAUGGGACAUUCUCAAUGUUCCUGGAAAGCGGCACCUGAAACGAUAUCCGUGCUGCGAGAGUCCGUUCAUCGACAUCACCUACGAAAUCCAUCUUCGUCGGAAGACGCUCUUCUACACCGUCAAUCUCAUCUUCCCAUCCGUUGGAAUCAGCUUCCUCACCGCGUUGGUAUUCUACCUACCAUCCGACGGCGGCGAGAAAAUCUCGCUAUGCAUCUCGAUUCUCAUCUCGCUCACCGUGUUCUUUCUCCUCCUCGUUGAAAUCAUUCCGUCGACAUCGCUGGUGAUACCGCUCAUCGGCAAAUACCUUCUAUUCACCAUGGUUCUCGUCACGCUCUCCGUUGUGGUUACGGUAGUCACGCUGAAUGUGCAUUAUCGAUCGCCGACGACGCACACGAUGCCGAAUUGGAUGAAGAAGCUGUUCGUCGACAUUCUUCCCAAGUACCUCCUCAUGACGAGACCCCAUCCUCCAGGGCAUCAUAGUAAAGCUCGAAAUCCAAGAAUGUCGACAUUCAGCAUCGCCGGCAAUCAUGUUUCUCCACUUUUGAAUUCCGAUUUACUAUCACCUGGAAAUAAUAAUAUCAAAGAGGAAUCGUCAUUUUCUUCAAUACCAAGGGAGAACUCUCCAGUUCGAUCAGCCGUCGAAUCGGUGGCAUAUAUAGCUGAUCAUUUGAAAAAUGAGGAAGACGAUAAACAGGUCAUCGAAGAUUGGAAGUAUAUUUCAGUUGUUAUGGACCGAAUAUUUCUAAUAACUUUCACUUUUGCGUGUGCUUUCGGAACUGUUGUGAUUAUUGCGCGAGCGCCGUCGAUUUAUGACAACACGCCAGCGCUAGCCUAG